AUGAAAUUCCUGAAAGAGCAUACAUUUUUUAGGAGGGGUCAUCUGUCUCCUGAGGUAGGAAGGUGCCGGUGUCGAGAUAACUUCCCUCUUAACCCGGGCUUCUCAGGAGCAAUUAAAGGACUCCCGUUUCGACCCACGGUGCGUCGCCAUGGUGAAGGCUUGCUGCUCUUGCCGGUGGAGCUCCUGCGGCGGCGGCGG
This is a messenger RNA of Iphiclides podalirius (scarce swallowtail), 198 nucleotides long. The record is from the annotation of a GenBank genome assembly. Lineage: Eukaryota; Metazoa; Arthropoda; Insecta; Lepidoptera; Papilionidae.